Messenger RNA from Triplophysa dalaica, 704 nucleotides. It is a transcript of the gene s100w, whose product is annotated as S100 calcium binding protein W. Lineage: Eukaryota; Metazoa; Chordata; Actinopteri; Cypriniformes; Nemacheilidae. Bases 156 to 464 code for a protein of 102 amino acids. Gene Ontology annotation, molecular function: transition metal ion binding; calcium ion binding. The record is from RefSeq and is a predicted model, not a curated record. The transcript is spliced from 3 exons.
UGCCAAAGAAUGAAUCAUCCCUGUGUGUGUUUGUUAGUGUGUAUAUGUUUGUGUGUGUGUGCUGUGAAGAGUAUAAAAUAUGUGAAUUAAAGGCUGCAGACAAUUUACUACACCAUAAUUCUCAGCAUACCUUGUGAACACAUCAGUCUUGAGACAUGUCUAAGCUGGAGCAAGCCAUUGUGGCCAUAGUGGAGGUGUUUGAGGAGUUUGCUGGAAAAGAUGACAAGAAGUCACAGCUGAGCAAAACCGAGCUUUCAGACCUUAUUAAAAGCCAACUAAGCAGUGGUCCAUUCAAGGACAAAGUCGAUCCGGAGAAUAUCAAGGAGGUCAUGGAUGAUCUGGAUAAGAACCGCGAUGGAGAUGUAAACUUCGGUGAAUUCAGCAAGUACGUGGCUUGUCUAGCCAAAGGCUACUACAGGAAAAAGCAUGGCGACGAUAAGGAUAAGCCCAGGAGGAAUAAGUGAACACUCUUCACGACGUUGAUGCCCCUCAAACAGUAGUCAUUUACAUCCUGUAACAUCCCUAAUCUUUUGCAUAACUAAAAGUAUCUCUUCUCUAUUCUACUCUGCAAGAUUGUUAAGAACAAAUGAUGUAAUGACAAGAGCAAAUGUUGUAUCUAUUCUCUCUAAGAUAUGAAGAACACAGUGCAAUAGUGAUUUACCGUUCUCUGUUUUUUGAAUAAUAAUAAAAUCGUUUUGUGGGUA